Molecule: messenger RNA, 1007 nt
Organism: Notothenia coriiceps (black rockcod)
Lineage: Eukaryota; Metazoa; Chordata; Actinopteri; Perciformes; Nototheniidae
Product: serine/threonine-protein phosphatase 2A regulatory subunit B'' subunit gamma
Exons: 6
Coding region: 1-630 (209 amino acids)
Biological process (GO): cortical cytoskeleton organization; regulation of dephosphorylation; B cell homeostasis
Cellular component (GO): centrosome; spindle
Source: RefSeq, a predicted model, not a curated record
AUGUCACAGGGUCUUUCACACUUGAGAGACGAGGAGCUGUCUAAAGAGAGUCAGGAGUCCAACUGGUUCUCUGCCCCCUCGGCUCUCAGAGUCUACGGCCAGUACCUGAACCUGGAUAAGGACCACAACGGCAUGCUGAGCAAAGAGGAGCUCUCACGCUACGGCACUGCCACGCUCACCUCCGUCUUCCUGGACAGAGUGUUCCAGGAGUGCCUCACCUACGACGGAGAAAUGGACUAUAAGACCUAUCUAGACUUUGUGUUGGCGUUGGAGAACAGGAAGGAGCCGGCAGCGUUGCAGUACAUUUUCAAACUUUUGGACAUGGAGAAUCGAGGAUACCUCAACGUGUUCUCCCUCAACUUUUUCUUCAGGGCCAUUCAGGAGCAGAUGAAACUCCACGGACAGGAGCAGGUCACGUUCCAGGAUGUAAAGGAUGAGAUUUACGACAUGGUGAAGCCUAAAGACCCCUACAAGAUCACCCUCCAGGACUUGGUGAACAGUUGCCAGGGCGACACAGUCACCAGCAUCCUGAUCGACCUCAAUGGCUUCUGGACCUACGAGAACAGAGAGGUGCUGGUUGCCAGCGACAAUGACGGCAGCAGCAGCAUGGCAGAUCUGGACGACAACUGAAGAUUAUGUGGCAGAAGAGACGCUCCUGGUACCAACAUUUCACUCCCAAGCUGAAAGCACUGAACACUUCCUGUUUCCCAGAGCCUGGAGAAAUGAAUGGAUUGAUGGAAGGAGGAGACAGUGCUUUUUGUAAUACAUGUGUUUUUGUCUUUGACCUUUUUUUAAAUAAAUGUUUCCUUAAAAUUCCUUUCCUCACAAUGCCUACAUGCUUCACUUUUCUUUGUAUAAUAGAAAUGUCCUUUAAAUGACUGUCAAAUUCAAUUGAAAGUGGCUAUAAUGGAUGGCUCACUGUUUUGCUUUAGUUCAUUUGAAAACACAGAAAAAAGAUUAAAAAGGUAGACGAAUAUUCGACAUACAUACAGUUGCAAGAAAAAGUA